CAACAACUUCCAGAUUUCUCUGAUUUAAAGAUUAGGAUAUUCCACUCAAACAAAAACUAACCCUGACUCGGAACGCCCAUGACAAUCUGAAUAAAUUACGAGUACCGCGCCAGUAGCACAGCAGGUCAGUACCGUCAUUACCAAUCUACGAAUAGGCCAGCUGUUCACUGACCAAUAGGCGGAGGCCCUGCAGAGAGAGUGGUAACGCACACUGACAUUGAGUAGUGUAGUGGUAUUGUGUAUGUGUGUGUAAUGCAGAGGAAAGAUUAUAAAAAAGUGGUUGGUGGUUUUCUUCAUAAUCGCUAUAAGCCAAAAGCGAGGAAAAGGGCGUAUAAUCAAAUUGUUUACGAUGAUAAAAGAGCUAACUUCUUUUGUACAGUGUAAAUACAAUAAGUGAUUCCCGGAUUGCAUGUGAUUUUAGUGAUUUGAUUUAUCCAUGUAUAUUAGUAAUUUCUCAAGAUGGAAAGAGUUUUGAAUCGAAAAAAUCACAGAUAUGGGGCUUUCAUUAAAUAUAGUUUAUUUGGAAUAAAUGCACUAAGCUUGAUAAGUGGUUUCAUUGUAUUGGUUUUGGGAGUAUGGACAAUUGCUUCUCGACUUUACUUCAAUGUUCUGCUUGGUACAAACCUGUACGCAGGAGCUGCUCUUAUACUGACAAUUACUGCAGUUUUUGUUAUUGUGAUAACAUUUUUAGGAUGUCUAGGUGUAAUCAAGGAAGUUAGAUGCAUGCUUGUGAUUUAUUUCACAGUGGUAUUCAUACUAUUUGUGACCAUGAUUGUGGGCAGUAUUUUGGCUUUCGUUUUUCGAAGUAAAGUAAUCACUACCAUUAGAUUAGGAAUGGAAAGCUCUCUCAGAGAUUAUGGUAAUAUUAAAUACAUCACAGAAGCUUGGGAUGAAACGCAGACCAGACUUAAAUGCUGUGGUGUAUAUGGUUAUCGCGACUGGCAAAGUAAAAUUCCCGAGUCAUGCUGCAAACUAACAUCUCUGGGGCAGAGGUUACAGUGUCAAGCCUUAGGAGAAAAUAACAAUCACUUCACCAUUUUCACUGAAGGUUGCUUAGAGGUGACCAAAGAAUUUGUUAGGGAUCAAGCCAUUGUCAUUGGAUCAUCUGGCAUAGUGGUUUCAAUAAUCAUGGUGAGUAUAUGCCAACGACAAGUUGUUGCGCUGCAAAACAAACUCGUGUUAAACGCGCGACUGAGAAAAAUCGCUUUCCUAAAAGGAGGUUUUUCUAUUUUCAAUAUAAACCGAUUUGUCCAAAAUCGAUUUUAGUGGAAAAUUCGAUUUUUACUACUACUCGAAAAACUGCAUGCUUACAGAGUGAAAAGAGAAAACUGUUUAUGGAUUGAUGUAUAUCGUAUCUAAGGGCACGUUUCUAUUCGUCAUUGUCUGUCAGAGCGGUCCGUAGGACUUUUGCUCUUGGUUAAAGUCUUGUAGGUCUCUCAGGUCUGGUUGCCCAGAUACCAAACAAAGUCAGAAAGAAUGCAGGGAAGAAGAAAGGAAGGAAGGAGGGAGAGCAAAGAAAAAAGAUGUGCCUUGGCAUUGCUAAUUAGUGUUCAGCAAUUUUAAAUUGAUUCUAAAAUUAAUUUUGAGAUUGUUGUUGAAAAUGAUAAUUUUGGUUGGACCUAAAGUCGCACGAUUCAAUUUUGUCUAAGGGAACGUUUUAAAAAUACUCACCAUUAUAAAGGGUGUCCCAAAUUCUAGCCAUAUAUCCAAGGACUUUUUAAUCGAAUUCGACUCAGAUACAUGAUGCAUGUACAAAGCAUAUUUGUUCAGAAUUGUGUCGGUAGUAGAUUCAACCCUCUCGGCGCCAUUUUUUCAUGCUGGUUAAAAGCGUCACAAACCUCGAGAGAUUCAUCUUCAAGAGUUAUUAUCAAACCUCAAAGGUGUACAUUUUUGAAGCAAGGAAAUAAGAAAUUGACGUAGGACAGAUGUCCAGAGUAUGUACUAUGCUGACGAGUGACUAGCUCGGCUUUAACCUUUUGACGGGUAAGUCAUGGUUUGCAUGUCAUAUAUGUCAAAAUGAAUAGUAGAUAGCCGAGCCAACCACGAGUAUAUACUUACUACCGUGUGUUUUCGAUAGGAACCUUGAAGGGUAAGCAACAUUCUGGAAGUGAAAAGCAAAACCGAGUCUACAUGGACACAGCAUCCCAAUGUCCUGGCUCCAGUAAUGCAUGUGCAACAGUUGCUUAAGAUUAGAAAUUCGUCUCUGGCAGCUUCCUGAUCUGUUGCAUAGAAUAUCCAUAAAUGUUUUUUGCUUCUGGAGACGAGUAAGUAUUGUCUUGUUCAAACUCAUUCCGACUUUGCUUUUCGGAUAUCUAAAUGAAAGCUAUCCUCACGAUAUUGUCCUGGAUAUACAUAAUGUAUGCUGGAACUAAACUUAGUUGAUAACUGCCAGCAGUGAGACCUUUUAAAUAUGC
Acanthoscelides obtectus is the source of this 2414-nucleotide messenger RNA. Lineage: Eukaryota; Metazoa; Arthropoda; Insecta; Coleoptera; Chrysomelidae. The record is from the annotation of a GenBank genome assembly.